CCACACACACACGCACACACACCAUUGAUCAAUAUUUGGCUGUCUUGCUGCAACUUGCUGCAGUCUUUUAAAGGAGUAGUAGAGCGAGAGAGGGAGAGAGAAAGGGAAACUGACAGGAAGGGGUAAGGAGCUACACAUGUCACAUGUGCUUUCUAAGACGGCCAGGAGCAUCUGCAGGCUGGAUCUGGUGGAGGAUGCUGCGGCAGGUGAUACACAGAGGGCUCCAGUCGUUUUUCUACAAGCUGGGCUUAUUCGUGAGCAGGCAUCCGGUGUUUUUCCUCACUGUGCCCGCAGUCCUGACCAUCAUCUUCGGCUUCAGCCUGCUCAACCGCUUCCAGCCUGACACUGACCUGGAGAGCCUGGUAGCCCCCAGCCACAGCCUGGCCAAGAUCGAGAGGAGCUUAGCCAGCAGCCUUUUCUCCCUCGAUCAAUCCAAAAGCCAGCUGUAUUCGGACUUGCACACCCCGGGGAGGUAUGGCAGGGUGAUUCUCCUCUCCAAACCCGGAGGCAAUAUUUUGCAUCAGGCUGAUGUGAUCCUGCAGAUCCACCGAGCCGUGCUGGAAAUGAAGGUGAACUACAAAGGCUAUAAUUAUACUUUUUCCCAUCUGUGUGUAUUGAGAAAUCAGGAUAAGAAAUGCGUGCUGGAUGAUAUUAUUUCAGUGCUAGAGGAUCUGAGGCAGGCUGCCCUCUCCAAUAAGACAACAGCCAGGGUGCAAGUGAGCUAUCCCAACACUAAAUUAAAGGAUGGAAGGAGCAGUUUUAUUGGCCACCAGCUCGGAGGGGUCAUGGAAGUGCCCAACAGCAAGGACCAGAGAGUCAAAUCGGCCAGAGCCAUCCAAAUCACUUACUACCUCCAAACGUAUGGCUCUGUCACCCAGGACCUCAUUGGGGAGAAGUGGGAGAGUGAAUUCUGUAAACUGAUGCACAAGAUGCAGCUGGAUCACCAAGAUCUGCAGCUCUACUCACUAGCGUCCUUCAGCCUCUGGAAGGACUUCCACCACACCAGUCUCUUGGCCAGGGGCAAGAUUUUGGUGAGCCUGAUGCUGAUCCUCCUGACUGCUACCCUCUCGAGCUCCAUGAAGGACUGCCUGCGUAGCAAACCUUUCCUGGGACUCUUGGGAGUACUCACUAUCUGUAUUUCCAGUGUCACUGCGGCAGGGAUAUUUUUCAUUACUGAUGGAAAAUAUAAUUCUACUCUGUUGGGAAUCCCUUUCUUCGCUAUGGGUCAUGGAACCAAAGGAGUAUUUGAACUUCUUUCAGGAUGGCGUCGAACCAGAGAGAAUCUGCCAUUCAAGGACAGAGUAGCAGAUGCCUACUCAGAUGUCAUGGUCUCCUAUACAAUGACAAGCUCCUUGUAUUUCAUAGCCUUCGGCAUGGGUGCAAGCCCUUUCACCAACAUUGAAGCUGUAAAAGUCUUUUGCCAGAACAUGUGUGUCUCGAUCCUGUUAAACUAUUUCUAUAUCUUCUCCUUCUUCGGCUCCUGUUUGGUCUUUGCUGGCCAGUUGGAGCAGAAUCGUUAUCACAGCAUCUUCUGCUGUAAAAUCCCUUCAGCAGAAUACCUGGACCGGAAACCUGUGUGGUUCCAGACCAUGAUGAACGAUGGUCAUCAGCAUACUUCUCAUCAUGAGACCAACCCGUACCAGCAUCACUUUAUCCAGCAUUUCCUCCGAGAGCAUUACAAUGAGUGGAUUACCAACAUCUAUGUCAAACCAUUUGUGGUGAUACUGUAUCUCAUCUAUGCCUCUUUCUCCUUCAUGGGGUGCUUACAGAUUAACGAUGGAGCCAACAUUAUCAACCUUCUUGCCAGUGAGUCUCCAAGUGUAUCCUAUGCCCUCAUACAGCAAAAGUAUUUCAGCAACUACAGCCCAGUGAUAGGUUUCUAUAUUUAUGAACCUCUGGAGUACUGGAAUGGCACUGUGCAAGAAGACCUAAAAACACUGAGCCAGGGGUUCAACACAGUGUCCUGGAUUGAACAGUAUUACCAGUACCUUCGAGUGGGUAACAUUAGUGCAACCAACAAAAGCGACUUUAUCAGUAUCCUCCAGAGCUCCUUUUUAAAAAAGCCAGAAUUCCAGCACUUCAAAAAUGACAUCAUUUUCUCCAAAGCUGGAGACGAGAACAACAUUAUUGCUUCUCGUUUGUACCUGGUGGCCAGGACUAGUGAAAACACACAGAGGGAGGCAGUGGAAUUGUUGGAGAAGCUGAGACCUCUCUCUCUUAUACAGAGCAUCAAGUUCAUUGUGUUCAAUCCUACCUUUGUUUUCAUGGACCACUAUGGUUUAUCAGUAACUAUGCCUGUCCUGAUUUCUGGUUUUGGCAUCCUGCUGGUGUUAAUACUGACCUUUUUCCUGGUUAUCCACCCUCUGGGAAAUUUCUGGUUAAUUCUCAGUGUCACCUCAAUAGAGCUGGGUGUCCUUGGCUUGAUGACCUUAUGGAAUGUAGACAUGGAUUGCAUUUCUAUACUGUGCCUUAUCUACACUUUGAAUUUUGCCAUAGAUCACUGUGCACCCCUGCUUUAUACAUUUGUACUAGCAACUGAGCACACCCGAACUCAGUGUAUAAAGAACUCCCUCCAAGAGCAUGGGACAGCCAUUUUGCAGAACAUUUCUUCUUUUCUUAUUGGGUUGGUCCCCCUUCUCUUUGUGCCUUCAAACUUGACCUUCACACUGUUCAAAUGCUUGCUGCUUGCCGGCAGUUGCACACUUCUGCACUGUUUUGUUAUUUUGCCUGUCUUCCUAACCUUUUUCCCACCUUCCAAAAAGCACCACAAGAAAAAGAAACGAGCCAAAAGAAAGGAACGAGAAGAGAUCGAAUGCAUAGAAAUUCAGGAGAAUCCUGAUCAUGUGACAGCAGUCUGAAAGGCUCAGAAAUCAUAAUAUUUCCUCUUUUUAAAAAAGCGUUGCACAGAGAUGCAGGGAAAAUAGAGCAAAGAUCUCAGCUGCUUGUGCUGGCCAGGUCUGACAAGGCAAAGGAAGAUCAAGAAGGGGUAUUCAUGACACAUCAAGGUGCAAACUUUUUUUAACAAAAAUAAUGAAAGUACAAAUAACCACAAAUAUUUCCUUUGAAUCCUCAUUCUCCACCAGGGAAGAGUCUAUUGGCCAUUAAAUGUUCCUGAAUCUCAAACUGUAGCUCUAAUGGGAAUUACCUGAUCUGUCAUAAUUAAGACUGAAGCAAAGUUGAAAAGAAAAGUUACCACUAAGCAAACAGUAGUGAAAAAAGACAGAAUACUUUGAUAAAAUUGUCCACAAAAAAACAAACAAAACAUUGCAAUUGAGAAAAUGGAACAAAACCAAGAGAUUUAAAAAUGCCAUGUAUUUUUUUUCUUAUUUUCUUGAGCAAGUUGUUUAAGAUAAAACCUAUGCACUUGGGAAGUCGAUGUUUAAAUCAAUCUAAGCCAAAGUACUUCCCAAUUUCAAUAUAUCAUGUAUAUCUACAACACCACAGUUCAAGUUAGUGUGAAUUUAGAUGGCAAAGCUGUACUGCCAAGGGAGAGAGGUAUUGUUUAUAUAAGAGAAGAAAUUACCACUGACCAUUUGGAAAUUUAACAUUUAGUGUCUUUAAAACUGACACAUGCCAUUUAUCCCAAGAGGUCACAGCCGGUAGCUAUCACCAUACCUACAUUUUGGCAUUUCUGAAUUGUGAAAUUCCCCUUGAACUAGCAGAUCCCAUGAAACUAACCCAGGCCAUUACCACUGCAGCAGUAUUUGCAGUUCCUGCAGUGUAACACUUUUGAAUCCUAAUUUAUCAGUGUUGACAUUAAAUACUGAAUAUUAAUCAAGCAGGCGCUUUAAAUGUAAUGAUGGAUUGCAUAUCACAGACAUAAUGUGAUCAUGUUACAGCUGAGUCAGCUCUGGAGCACUCGCACGGUAUUAUUAUUGUGUAUUUGGUCCAACAGAUGAAGGGAUAUGUUUGCUGGUCCCUGCAAUAUGCUGCAGGAAGUGGGAUUUUCCCCUUCCUUAAGAAAAACAUCAGUCAAAUACUUGCAACAUUAAAAAGAAAAAAAAAAAAAAAAAACAGGUUUGCAUGGGGCUGAAGAAACCCCUAGCUGUAAAAAAGAUCAGUCCCCUGUGGGAAGGGGAGGGGAGGGCAGAAUGUCUUUAUUAUUAUUACUCCUAAAUAUCUGAGUGUUGAUUGUCUGCAACGUAAAGCUUUGCUCUGGCAGUUGAAAUUUCACAGAAGAGUGCAGAAAAUCCACAGUUACUAUGUGACACUAGAAAUUGUACUGUAAAGAACUAUGAAUGACUUUCUCUGCUAUACAGCAUAGUAGCCCAAGAGAAGGGAUGAAAACCAGUUUAGCCAUUUCAGUUUGCUCUUGGCCCAGUUCAGCACUGGAGCUCGCCAUGUCCAUCUCCCCUUUCAGUAUUUUAAAAGGGCUUGCUUUCUACUCUCUGGAAUAUGGUAUAGCAUCACCUACAUGAGCAAUGUCUUCCUGAAUAUAUAGUAUCCAUGAGGACACUAUGUAAAGAUAUCACUAUAUGGAGUGUUUAUAUCUACUUUGUAUUACUUGUGGGUACCUUUAAAAGACAUCUGGAAGCAGUUUGCUUUCCAAAAUGUGUGUACGUGUUUGUUUGUGGCUGGUUAACUGAGUCUCAGACAUGCAGAGUUUGCUGACGAGAGUAUGUACAUAUGUUUCACUAAAAAAAUCUCUGCAAGAAGUUGAUUCUUUGUUCUGUGACAUCUCCCACCUCUUUCUACUGCUUCAUGGUUAGGGAGAGCCAGACAAAAUUCACCUGCAGCACAAAAAGCCAUGUGAAUGUCAGUUCUAAUGUUCAUUAACUGCUUCUGUUUUCAAGAUAUGCAGUCUUUCUCUUCUCUGUCUUUUCUGUACUUUGCCAUUACCAUUUGCCAAAAAAUGACCUCUGUGUUAUAGGAGUGGUCAAAGCUCUUGAUUGUUCAAGGGACAUUUUAUGUGCAACAAGUUUUAGAGAAAGGUAAACUUCCUAGAUAGGCAAAGCUUCCAAAGUUUGAAUCCAGACCUAAACUUCAGGUGUAUCUAGAUCAAGGUUAUUGUUUUGACCCAAGAUAUUCAAGGGUCAGCUGCAAAACUGAGGUCUAAAUAGUUUGGUAAGAUUUAAGAGCGGGGAAGUUUUAAUGUUGGGUUAUGGCUUAUAUGUGUCUCUAGUUGGGAAGUAUUUACUGACUUUGAUCUGCAUCUCAAAGACAUUGUGCAAUAUCCACCUUUUCAGAACAGUUGGUUCUGAAUGUCAAGGCUUCUAUACCUUUUCUUACAUUCCUCCACUGUCCAUACAAAACUGGACUAUCGUAGCACACCUAUGACCCCUGUGUAUCACUUCUGAAGGUGUCCUUUUUCCCACCUGCUCUGUGUGUCACAAUGGAAGUUAUUGGUCUUCUCUUGUACCACAGAGAUGUAUCCCAGGGAUCUCUGUCAUGCAUUGUUUUGAAGAAAAUAACUUUUUCCAAAGCCAUCAAAGCAGGGAUUCAUCUCAUCUAACUGUGGAUGUUAACAAUGUAGAUAUUAAUAUCUAAGCUUCCUUUAUGGACAUAAGAGGGGGACAGAUACCUCUCAUCUUUUUUACAUCUGUUCAUUAGGAGUAAAUGAAUCACACUUUUAAAAUGCCUGUGUCUGACUAUUGGUGGUAAAGGAAGCUCAGAGCAAUUCAGACACAGAUAUCAGCAAUGCCAACGCAUCUAAGUUUGGUGAGAUUAACCCCACCUAAAAUAUCCAAACAUCAAGUGAAAGAAAAAAGAAAAAGCCUUAGAAAAUUGCCUUCCAAGAGUCUAUUUUAGGGAUAAUUCCCUGGUGUAACUCACCUCAAAAUUUAUGUUUGGCUUAUGAGGCCUUUAUGCAAAACAGAGCUUAUACAAUUGCCAGGGAGAAUAGUGAGCUAAGAAAUCAGGAGAUGUUAAUAUUGAGGGUGGGCUCACACAAAUGAGCUAGAGUAUAAUGAGAUGUCAAACCAGUUUCUCUCUCAGUACCAUACAUGUGCAGUAGGAGACACAAAAUGCACAGAAUGUACUCUGGGACUAGGAGUUUUUUAUUUCGAUGUCAAUGCAGGAAUGGAGCAAAAAAUCAAUCAGAUCUUCCAUGGAUGUCAUUUUGUUACUUUAGUUACCAACCAUUUUCCAGACCUACCAGGAAAGACCAUUGCAGCUGUUACUUCUGCAGAUAUGUCAGUCUCCGUGGACCAAGGAAAACUUCUCAAGCUAAAAAAGUGAUUAUUUUUUUCUAUAAUUCAGCCACACCAGAACAAUUUGGGGAUGGGGAGUCCCUAUUUUUUAGUGUCUUCUCCUAUUUUUUGCUUGUUUUGCUUUCAGUAUUUUUCAAUAAUUUUGACCCGUUUCUGCAGCCUCAUGGCACAUGUUCAGCUCAGCUGGAGCUACAUAUGUAUGUGUGAACAUAGGACAUAGCCCACACACCUAAACAAUGUGACACUCUCAUCUAUGCUGCAUAUUGGAUCUUCAUUAUACUUUUUUUUAAACCAGUUUCCAUAAGUUCCCUGGGAUGGUGUACAUCUUCCUUUAAUGUCUGUUUAUAUAUAUAUAUAUAUAUAUUCUACAUAAGCUGGCAAGAGUUCUGUGUGAUUUUCCUACUUUGUUUGGUUUCAUUCCCUCACUGUUAGUUUAAGUUCACUGUUGAGAUAACUCUGUUGAAGUCAACAGGUUUAUUUCCAUGAUAUAUAUGGCUUUGCAUGUUUUCUAUCCAGCAAGAAGUGAAACCAUGACAAAUGAACCUCUUCAUUGUUGAUAUGCUUGUUGAAUAAUGUAUCUGUCUAUACUAUAUAGCCAUUGUUGCAUGCUGCAUUCAGGAGGCUGGAGUGGAGGUGUCUUGUAGUUUUUUCCAUUACACUUUUCCAUACUGGCUGUUUUAACUGUAACUAACCAACUCCUGUCUUUUUUGUUAGAAUUAGGGUUUUACCUCUGUAGUCCAGUACUUGAAGUUUCAUGAAUUUAUUGCCUAACAAAUCUACGUACUUUUUAUGGUCAAGAUAGGUGUGAAUGCAUGGCACCUUGCAUGUAUAAUGUAGAGAUUACCUUCAGGACUAUCAUUCUCAGCCUUUUAACUCAAAAACUUCCUGUGUAGGAUGUAACCUGCUACAUGCUAACAUCUAUCUGAGUUCAGCUGAGCAACUCUAGUUUCAAAAUUUUCUUCAGUGGGAAAGAAAGGAACUAGGGGGGAAGGAAGAAAUAUGAAGUAAAGUAGUUGCAUAAUCAGCAUUAUUUUUUUACCUAAAAGGCUCUCACUGCUCUGCUCUUAAUUAAGUCACACUGAGUAGUGACUCAAGCAUAAUUAAGAUUUAUUUCAAUGGAGUUAUUCCAUAUUUCACUAUGACAAGAACUUGGCUUAUUGUCCUUAAGGAAGCACAAUGCUAAGUCUCUUAGAUUAAUUUUUUUUUGUAAUUAUAGACUUUAAUAACUUGUUUUUCGUUGCAACGCUAGGUUUUUGAGUACCUCAAGCUCUCAUUUGAAGACCUAGGAAAUACUAAAAAGAAGCAAAGCUAGGCAGUCAGUGAACAAGAGACAUGUUAGGGAAAAGGGUACUUCACAGAGAGGCAGUGUAUCCUUCAACAAAGCUCUAAAUAAAAAAUGAUGUUAAGACUGUCUCAGAAGUAUGUUACUGUGAUGGAAAUCCCCAGGUUAAAGUGAAGUGGAAACCAAGUGAAGCAUGUUGUGUGGAGAAUAAUGUAAUCAGAUUAUAGACAGUCAAAACUUUGAUUCUUGGCCUAUAUAAUCUUACUCAAACAAGAAGACAUUUGAACUGGGAAGGAGACUGAAUAUGGAAAGAAGCUCAUCCAUCACCCAAAAUGUUUCUUUUCACCAUAGACUUGCAUAAAGGAAAAUCAUAAACCAAGUGAGUGGGCCUCUCUAUAACCUGUUUUCCACUUGCACCAAAGAAGGGAUCACAUAUUGGGUUUCACAACCCCUUGGGAAGAAAAUUCAAAGCUGCUUCUUUACGUGAUACAGUUGUGAAUGAGAACUGGAAGAUUCACACCAUGUUGCAAGAGCACGUUCCAUGCCCUCAUUGUUCGUUCUCUUCUUUCUUCAGCAGCACUACAGUCUCCUGGAGGUACCUGCCUGGCAGAGUUCCUGCAUUUCCCCAGGAGUAAUCUGGAAUUCGUCAUCACAGCAGCACACAGGCAAACACCUCACACCACGACAUUUUCAGGGCUUUUUUAGAGGUAUUCUUUGAGAGAUCCCCACUUCUCACUGCAGAGCCCCUAAAAAAAUCCCACCUGCCCGACACUGGAGAGGUGCACUUCUUCUUCUGACACAACAGUCAGGAAGUUUUGGGGAAGAUUUUCAUCUUAAUCCACAAGGCUUUCUUUUACCCAUGUGUUUCAACCUCCUUCAUGGCUUAAAAGCAAACGAUCCAAUGUGAAAUUUAGAUGUUCAUCCUACCUAUAGUAGUGUGCAAUGUUGCUUAUCAACAAAGUUUGAUGUGGGUAGUUAUUUUUCGGCACAAACAUAGGGAUCUGACCUCCUUGCCCAGACCCCGAGACAAAAUCUUGCUGAAAACAAAGAAGGAUGAAACAGUUUCAAACUUCAUCUUUCCUUGGAUUCUUUGUCUCCUCUCUGUCAUACCAAUGUGCCUGCACCACUACUCAUGUUUUCUUCCUGCUUCCUCAUUAGAAAAAGUAAAGUUUCUCCUUCUCACUCCCUGAGGCUGUCUUUCCUUUGCAGCUCAACUUAUUUUGUACUUUAAUCUUCCAUGUGAGCUCUCGACCUCUUCAAAAUUUUCUUUUUUCUUUCUUUUUUUUUUUUUUUCUUUUUUAAACUCUGAGACCAUAACCCUGUUGAAAUAAAUGGGAGAUGCUUGGAUGCAUCAAAGUGCAGAGUCUGGUACAGAAGCAGCUAAUUUAUAACAGCACUCAAAUAGCUCAAAACUUUCAUCAGACAGAAAAUUGUCUGUAAGAAAACUCAGAAAAUAAUUAAGCUUAAUUUUUUCUGCACUUUUUAUCUCAUAAAAUUCUAUUAUUUGUGUUCUUUUUACGGUAGGCAUUACU
Messenger RNA from Cygnus olor (mute swan), 8963 nucleotides. It is a transcript of the gene PTCHD4, whose product is annotated as patched domain containing 4. The transcript is spliced from 3 exons. Gene Ontology annotation, cellular component: membrane. NCBI's taxonomy places the organism in Eukaryota, Metazoa, Chordata, Aves, Anseriformes, Anatidae. The record is from RefSeq and is a predicted model, not a curated record. The coding region runs from base 144 to 2858 and encodes 904 amino acids.